This is a messenger RNA of Chondrus crispus (carragheen), 420 nucleotides long. RefSeq lists its product as hypothetical. Gene Ontology annotation, cellular component: cell wall. The transcript is spliced from 2 exons. The record is from RefSeq and is a predicted model, not a curated record. Lineage: Eukaryota; Rhodophyta; Florideophyceae; Gigartinales; Gigartinaceae. Gene Ontology annotation, molecular function: manganese ion binding. The coding region runs from base 1 to 285 and encodes 94 amino acids.
AUGACCGUCAUCAGAGUCUCCGUCAAGGCCGGGAGGGACUUGUUCACACAUUUCCACCCCAGGGCGUCCGAGACAGUCACCCUGCUCAGGGGCAAGGCUAGUGUCGCUUUCACAUUUGAGGGCUUGGGCGAUGCCAGGCGUGUUACUAAUGCCCUCAGAAAGGGCGAAAGCACCGUGUUUCCGCAGGGGCUGGUCCAUGAGACUACUUGCAUCAGCAAAAAGGACUGUGUCUUCUUGGCCUUCUUGAACUCAGCGGAUCCGGGUAUCGUCCCAGUCAGCGUUUAGGGGCAUGUAAAACGUCUGGAAGAGACCUUGAGAGGGCGCUCUGUGUAGAUUGAUUCUUUAUUGUCAUUCUGCGACACACUUCUCUCAAUUAAACAUAAAAAGGUGUUUGUCAUGACGAACCCCCGUUGAAACCCA